Pundamilia nyererei is the source of this 4370-nucleotide messenger RNA. It is a transcript of the gene snx27b, whose product is annotated as sorting nexin 27b. Gene Ontology annotation, cellular component: early endosome. Gene Ontology annotation, molecular function: protein binding; phosphatidylinositol-3-phosphate binding. The coding region runs from base 187 to 1893 and encodes 568 amino acids. The transcript has 13 exons. Gene Ontology annotation, biological process: intracellular protein transport; signal transduction; endocytic recycling. Lineage: Eukaryota; Metazoa; Chordata; Actinopteri; Cichliformes; Cichlidae. The record is from RefSeq and is a predicted model, not a curated record.
UCGACAUAGAACGCCUCCCGCGCAUCCUGCUACGGUCUCGCGAAUCAUCGUAAGAUUUCGGCUUUUUCCGGCUUACCUCAUUCAGUUAGCUAGCCAAGCUGAUUAGCCUGCUACUACAAGCUAAUGUUUGUAUGAUAUUUAAUGUUGUAGCCGAAUCUGAUUGGAUGAUACAGUGAGUGCAGAAAAAUGGCGGACGUAGCGGGGCAAGAAAUUUGUUCCCCGGUCCCUCCGUCACCUCACCCUUCUUCUCGUAACGGUUCCGGCAGCGGUAACGUUACACCGGGCACCGGCGGCAGCUGCCAGACCGCAACCACCGUUACUUCAGGCCCGCGGCUGGUUCGGAUAGUGAAGUCUGACUCCGGCUAUGGGUUCAACGUUCGGGGGCAAGUAAGUGAAGGAGGGCAAUUACGGAGCAUCAACGGAGAACUGUACGCCCCACUGCAGCAUGUUAGUGCGGUCCUUCCGGGGGGUGCCGCCGACAGAGCCGGCAUUUCGAAAGGGGACCGGAUUCUUGAGGUCAAUGGGGUGAACGUAGAAGGAGCAACACACAAGCAGGUGGUUGAUCUGAUCCGGGCCGGUGAGCGAGAGCUGGUGCUGGCCGUGCUGUCCGUUCCUCCCCAGGAGGCCGACUGCCUGGAUCCCGGAGACGACGGGUCGGCCCAGUCCUGUUACGACUACUCCGACAAGCAGGCAGUGCCCAUCUCUGUUCCCAGCUACAAACACACUGAACUCAACCAUGAAAAGUUUGUGGUGUAUAAUGUGUACAUGGCAGGCAGACAGCUGUGCUCCAAGCGUUACCGGGAGUUUGUGAUUCUACACCAAAACCUGAAGAGGGAGUUUGCUAACUUUACUUUCCCCAAGCUGCCUGGAAAAUGGCCUUUUUCCCUUUCAGAGCAACAGCUGGACGCACGACGCAGAGGCCUGGAGGAAUAUCUAGAGAAAGUGUGCUCUGUCCGAGUCAUUGGAGAAAGUGACAUCAUGCAAGAGUUCCUGUCUGAAUCAGAUGAGAAUUAUAACGGUGUGUCGGAUGUGGAGUUGAGAAUAGCGAUGCCAGAUAAAACCACACUCACUGUCAGAGUUCGCAAAAAUUCAACUACAGACCAGGUCUAUCAGGCUGUUGUUAUGAAGCUAGAGAUGGACAGUGUAACAGCCAGCUACUUUGCUCUGUUUGAGGUCAUCAACCACACCUUUGUACGUAAGCUUGCCCCCAAUGAGUUCCCCCACAAACUGUAUGUACAGAACUAUACCUCAGCGAUCCCAGGAACCUGUCUCACCCUACGCAAGUGGCUCUUCACCACAGAAGAGGAGAUUUUGCUUAAUGACAACCAGCUCGCUGUCAACUAUUUCUUUCACCAGGCUGUGGAUGAUGUGAAGAAAGGCUUCAUUAAAGUUGAGCAGAAGUCCUAUCAGCUACAAAAGCUGGCCGAGCAGAAGAAGAUGUCCAUGUACCUGAGUUUAUUGCGAACUUGCGAAGGCUACAACGAGAUCAUAUUCCCCCACUGUUCCUGCGACUCUCGACGUAAAGGCCACGUGAUCACGGCCAUCAGUAUUCACCACUUCAAGCUGCACGCCUGCACAGAGGAAGGGACGCUUGAGAAUCAGGUGAUUGCAUUUGACUGGGGGGAGAUGCAGAGGUGGGACACAGAUGAAGAGGGCAUGGCCUUCUGCUUUGAAUAUGCACGAGGAGAGAAGAAGCCACGCUGGGUCAAGAUAUUUACUCCUUAUUUUAACUACAUGCAUGAGUGCUUUGAGAGAGUCUUCUGUGAGCUGAAAUGGAGGAAGGAGGUGGAAGAGGAGGCUACAGACAAGGACAAUAAGAACUGCAGUAAAGAUGGUAUGUGUGGCAAGAAUAUUUUCCAGCUGCUGAGGCACAGAAGGGAUGGGGGCACCUAGGAAGGGAGAUCGUUACCUCGUAACUACAUCGCCAUCACCACCUCAGCUCAGUUUUGGCCCUGACCUUCCCCCCCAUACCCACCAGAAAUCAGCUGUUAACUGCUUGGACGUCAUUUAAACUCCAUCAACUUCAACAUGAGAAGCUCCUCCUUACAUGCAAACCAACAAGCAUCUGCUGAUGAACACGUUGAAUGAACAGACGCAUAAAAAAAACCAAACUACAGACUUGUGUACCAGAACUCUCGAAUCCAGCACAUCGCGACCAUGCAUUAAGCAGAGCUCCGUUGAAAAGAAACGAGCUGCCUACAGAAUCAAAGUGACGGAUUCAUGCGAGCCUUCCUCUUAUUGGCAGGGACUUGAAGUGGAAUGUGACGUGCAAACGAUCGGGGUUUUGAACCUUCUUUUAAGAAGUCCUACUUGAAAAAGAGAGCUGAAAAGAUUGGUGGACAAAGAAAGGAAAGUAAAAGUUGUUAGCUGCCCUCAGAAAGGGGACCACAAGAUCACAUUAAUCACUGAUUCGGAGGGGUGACCACAGGAAGACAUUUAGCUUCUCAGUUUAUGGAUUAGAGCCUCAGUGUCCUGCGUCUCCAUGCGUGUUAUUAAUAUAUGCAGAAAACCCCAUCAGCUAAGAGAGAAGGGGCAAACCAGAGUCAAGCCCUGAUAAAGUAAGUUACAGCUGAACCACGUCACAUACAUUAAUUUCCAUGUGUUGCGAACUGCAUUUGCAUUAAUAAUGUGACAAAUGAGAGAAGGGAUGAAGAACGCAGAUUUUCUUUAUAGGCUGUUUGUUUUUUUUUUCAUAUUUGGGUGCAUAUCAAUGCUUAGACAUAUGUUGCACUUUAUCCAGCAGUAUUAUUGACCUCCAAAUGUGCAUAGUAUAAUGUAAAAGGGCAAUAGAUGGAAUUAUAAUGGAAUAAGUACAGGUAUACGUUUAUCACUGACUACGGUGGAGUUAUAUACUGUGUGAGUGUGCAGAAUUGUGCAUUCAACUCUUAGGUAAUCUUUUUAAUGAACACACCAUGCAAAAUGUUUACGGCCAUCGUGGAGCAGCGGUGAUGCGGAGCUCCGCUCAGACACGUAACAUCGUGCUUUACCCAGAAGAGGCAGCAGGGGUCCUUGUCCUCCUGCCGGCUCUUGAGCAUGCAGUUAUUACUUUUUUUUUCUGAGAGCUCCCACCGGAUUUAUAAUGGGCCCGUAAUUCAAAUGGCCUUUCUAUGCAGCACUAUUUAUCUGUGUAGCUGGUGCUUUGCUGUUGAAUCACUUAUUCUCUGCAGAUUCGGGUUAAACAGGCUGACAGUCUCCGAACAAAAAAGCGAUGGCUUUAUCCUUCGACCAUUUGACAAAAUAAGGAUUACAGUGCGCAGCCCGUAAAGACAUCCUACCAGCCGAUGAUUCAAAAAGGUAAAGCUCAACACUGUAAUGCCAUCUCUAAAUGAGCCCAGUUCAAGUUCCAAUGUAAUCAAAACAAUUAUGCAGUGAGCUAGAAUCUAAUUAUUUGAUGGUGCAAUACAGAGCCUGACAAAUAAACAAAAAUGACAAUUCAUUGCGUCAUUAAAACCUGGCGCUGCGAUGGCUGAAAUUAAACAUUUAUUAUUGCUUAGUGCAAUUUUGUGAUCUCGCAUCCUUAUUAAUGAAAUCGUAAUGUGUUGCACUUUUUUCAUUUUGAAAGUUACCAGUGAGUCGGACAAAUAUUACAUGGUUGUUUCUACACCAGUUGCUUUUACAAGGUGAGAGAAGAGCGGCAUGUUCAGUUAUUAUUAUCUUAAUAGAGGUAUUUUUAAAAAUCAAUAUAUUGAAAGCUGAGAUUUGUUCUUAGGUUUAAAUUAAAGCUUCUUCUGAGUCAACAGCAAUUUUAUAAAACAAUCACGUUAUAGGUUGUAGAAACAGAAUAUGAUGCCACUGGCUUAAUAGCAUUAAUAUUAAAGAUAUCUACAAGACAUUAGGGAGCUUUAAAUUUACAUCAGUGAGUCUACCUAAGAGUCCUCGUUAUCGUGAUAGCGCUGUUCACGGAAGCAUUUUGGGGUGAUUAAUGAGCUUCAGCACACCUUUGUGAGGGUAGAAAGGAGGUUUAAUUGAAUGUGUUGAGCCUUGAAUUGAGAGAUUGAAUGUGCAGUCUUAAAGGCUGAACACAUUUCCCCAGGAUUCGUGUCUGCUUACUGAACCAUGUCUGACACAGUCGAUUGUCUGGCAUCGCCUGAUCACCCCACCUUCAAGCCCAUGGGCUCACCCAUCCACCCCAUUCCCCCUACACACACGUGCACACACUUUCUCAUGCUGACUGAAGUUAGAUGUCACGUACAGUUAGAUUCGAUUUUAAAUUCAGCUGAUGAGCGUCACACUAAGAAGGGGAUGGAGAAUGACAACCUACAGAGCCUUUGACAUGUCAAAAUGUAAAAUUUAAGCAAGUGUUUGGUUACAUCGCUUACUGUAAUAAAUUGUAACAUAUUCUUUUAAAUAAACCGAUUUAUUGAUGCAAA